UAGCAAAAAAAUAAUAAAAAUGAAGAAUCCUGAUAUUACUCUUUAUACUACCGGAGGUCAAAAUGGGGGAAAACCUAGUAUCAUUCUUGAAGAAUUAGGAAUUCCUUAUAAAGUAAAAAAUAUUGAAUUGAGAAAGAAUGAACAAUUUGAACCUUGGUUUUUAAAAAUUAAUCCGAAUGGGAAAAUUCCUGCUAUUGUUGAUCAUAGUAAAGAUGAUUUUCCUGUAUUUGAAAGUACCGCAAUUGCGAUUUAUCUUUGUGAAAAUUAUGAUACUGAAGAAAAAUUAUUACCAAAGAAUGAUCCUAAAUUGAGAAGUCAAGUUAUUCAAUGGGUUAUUUUCGAAGCGUCAGGAAUUGGACCUGCGCAAGGACAAUCCAACUUUUAUUGUAGAUUUAACUCAGAAAAAAUUCCAUUCGCCAUUAAUAAAUGUGCCAAUGAAAUCAAAAGACUUUACGGAGUUUUGAAUAAAUCAUUGGAAGGAAAAGAGUAUUUAGUAGGAAAUAAAUUUACAUUAGCGGAUGCCAUGAGUUAUCCUAUGGUCAGAGGGCAUUUUUUUUCUGGAGUAGAAAGUAUUGAUGAAUUUCCAAAUUUAAAAGCUUGGAUUGAACGUAUUGAUGCAAGACCAGCAACUCAAAAAGGGUUAAAUGUACCAGUUCCUGAUAAAAUGAAAGAAUAUCGGGAAAAUCCAGAAAAAUUGGAAGAAUUUGAAAAAUUAAUGCAAAGUUAUUUCAAAGAUCGACUUAAAAUUUGAUAACAAUCACGCAUGACCAAUGAAUUCAAUUUAUUGUAUACUUUAUCAUAAAUAAAAUAAAGUUUUGUUAUUUCAAAAGAUUUGAAUUUUGUAAUAAGUUUAAUAAAUGUUAAACAAUAUAAGUGACGAUAGUGAUGCAAAAAUCAUUUAAUAAAAAAAAAUUAAAUGAUACAAAUAAAAUUUAUUAAUAAUUAAUUAUAAGGAUAAGCAUUAAAUUUAAGGAAAUAAUAAUGGA
Rhizophagus irregularis DAOM 181602=DAOM 197198 is the source of this 986-nucleotide messenger RNA. RefSeq lists its product as uncharacterized. The record is from RefSeq and is a predicted model, not a curated record. Lineage: Eukaryota; Fungi; Glomeromycota; Glomeromycetes; Glomerales; Glomeraceae.